This is a messenger RNA of Girardinichthys multiradiatus, 3168 nucleotides long. Its product is annotated as sodium/hydrogen exchanger 3-like. The coding region runs from base 124 to 2655 and encodes 843 amino acids. The record is from RefSeq and is a predicted model, not a curated record. NCBI's taxonomy places the organism in Eukaryota, Metazoa, Chordata, Actinopteri, Cyprinodontiformes, Goodeidae. Gene Ontology annotation, biological process: regulation of pH; proton transmembrane transport; sodium ion transport. Gene Ontology annotation, molecular function: sodium:proton antiporter activity. The transcript has 16 exons. Gene Ontology annotation, cellular component: brush border membrane; apical plasma membrane.
UCAUGGUCUUGGAUGAUAAAAUCUUGGAUGUUAUUAGUAAAGUCAAAGCUCAGGAGGAGUGAGAGCUUGCAUCUGAGGACUGAACAGUUCAGAUAAAGGAAACCUGGGGUACUUCACUAGAACAUGGAGGACUGUUGGAGAUCAGCACUGUUCCUCUGCUUGUUGAUGGUGGCCUUGAGUCUGGCCAGUAAUGUCCCAACCCAUGUGACCACACCGAACCAGAAUCAUGGAGCCUCAAGCACCGGGAACGAUUCCACCACAAACGGUGGCCAUGGAACAGCAACAGUUACCACUUUGCCCAUCGUGACGUGGAAGUGGCACCAUGUCUCCGAACCGUAUCUCGUGGCCCUGUGGGUCCUGGUCUCCUGGCUCUGCAAACUGAUCAUCGAGGCCAACCACAAUGUGACCAACUACAUCCCAGAGAGUGCACUGCUCAUCUGUUUUGGGUUCAUCCUGGGUGGGAUCAUCUGGGGUGCAGACAAGGUCCAGACCUUCGCGCUCAGCCCAAGAGUGUUCUUCUUCUACUUGUUGCCCCAAAUCAUCCUGGACACGGGCUACAGCAUGCCGAACAAGCUCUUCUUCACCAAUCUGGGGGGCAUCCUGGUUUAUGCCAUCAUCGGGACCUGCUGGAACGCUGCCAGCUUGGGGCUGUCACUGUGGGGGUGUCACCAGGGCGGAGCCAUGGGCGACAUUGAGAUCGGGCUGCUGCAGUACCUCCUGUUCGGCAGUCUGAUGGCCGCUGUUGACCCUGUGGCCGUCAUCGCCGUGUUUGAGCAGGUCCAUGUCAAUGAGGUCCUCUUCAUCAUGGUGUUCGGAGAGUCGCUGCUCAACGACGGCGUGACAGUGGUGCUCUUCAACGUGUUUGACGCAUUUGUGUCUCUUGGAGGAGGUGGAAUUGAUGCUAAAGAAAUCAUUAAAGGAAUAGUUUCCUUCUUCGUGGUGGCAUUCGGGGGUUCCCUCUUAGGCUUCGUGUUCGGCCUGCUGGUCUCUCUGUUGACCAGAUUCACCAAAAACGUCCAGAUUAUUGAGCCGGGCUUCAUCUUCGUCCUGGGAUACUUGGCCUACCUCACGGCCGAGAUGCUCUCGCUGUCUUCCAUCCUUUCGAUUGUUUUCUGCGGUAUUUGCUGUCAGAAGUACAUCAACUUAAACAUGAACGAAAACUCCGUCCAAACGGUCCGUUGCGCCAUGAAGGUUUUUGCCAACGGAUCGGAAACCAUAAUCUUUGUCUUCCUCGGCAUCUCUGCCAUUGACAAGACCAUCUGGGUGUGGAACACAGGCUUCAUCCUCCUCACGCUGCUCUUCAUCUUCGUGUACAGAUUCAUCGGUGUGUUUUUCCUCACCUGGAUCCUGAACAGGUACCGACUCGUCCCGCUAGAUUUUGUUGAGCAGUUGAUUAUGGGCUACGGUGGCCUGCGAGGGGCUGUGGCUUAUGGGCUGGCAGCAAUGCUGGAUGAGACAAAGAUAAAGGAGAAGAACCUGAUGGUGUGCACGACUCUCAUCGUCGUCUACUUCACUGUGAUUCUUCAGGGAGUGACGAUGAAACCUUUGGUCAACUGGCUGAAAGUAAAGAGAGCUGCCAUCAAUGAGCUCACACUCAUAGAAAAAUUGCAGAACAGGGUGUUUGAUCACAUGCUGGUUGCUAUUGAGGACAUUUCAGGACAAAUAGGACACAACUACAUGAGGGACAAGUGGAGGAACUUCGAGGAGAAGUGGAUGUCGUGGCUGUUAUUGAAGCCAUCAGCAAGAAAGAAGCAGGACCACCUCUUCAACGUCUUCCACCAGCUGAACCUGCAGGAUGCUAUGGAGUACGUGACCAAGGGUGAGCGCAGAGGCUCUCUGGAGUUUAUCCGCAAUGAAAGCGCAUUCAUUGACUUCAAGAAGAGGUUUGAUGAAGACUUUGCAGAUGCCAUGCCAGACAUCAUGGCUGAUAUGGCUGAUGAGCAGGAUGGAGCUUCAGCGAUGAGAAGAGACACGAUAUCAUCAGUCAGCUUGGAGAUGCAUGAGCAGAACAUGAGAGGACUCCGAGGAGCAGAGGAAAUUAACUCUCAUCACCUUCUGCAGCAGCAUCUCUACAAAGGCAGGAAGCAGCACCGUCACAGGUACAGCCGCAGCCACUUCGACAUCAACCAGGAUGAAAAUGAGGUGCAGGAGAUCUUCCAGAGAACCAUGAGGAAUCGUCUGGAGUCCUUCAAGUCUGGAAAGAUGGGCGUUGCUCCACCAAAGACCAUAACUAAGCACACAAAGAGAGAGCAGCAGCCGAAGAUGCUGAAUGGAAAGAAUAAAUGCUGCCACUCUGGUGAUGAAGAUUUUGAGUUUUCAGAAGGAGACAGUGCUUCAGGCUAUGAUGCUUCCUUCCCCAUGAAGAUCAGCUACAGAGCAGGAGCUGGAAUCAAGAACCCAGCCUUCAUGCCGGACCUGAACCCCUCAUCGGCGAUGCACAUCCCUCCCUGGUUGGCGGAUGCUGAGCCAGAAGUGAAUCUGGUGGCUCCAUCAGAACGAGCCCAGGUGAGGCUGCCAUGGGUGCCGGGACACCACCUGCCUUCGCUGAGAACCAGGACUCGAUCCGGUGACAUCUUCCAGGUGGAAGAUGAAGAGCAAGAGGACCGAGAACACCUGCACCCACCUCCAUCUCCCCCUCAAGAUGAUCACCUGUAGCCCCCCCUGAUUACACCUGACUCCUAGAGGCACAGAAACUGACCUCAGACUUUACACCGUUUCCAGGAUAUCAACCACAGGGUCAGCGCCUGAACUGAAACUACGUUUCCGAAAUUAACAACUUUACGCUCAUCAGUAAACAUCGUCUGUUGCUGUAAACAUCUCUGGUUCAGAUGUGAUCCACAAACGGUGCUUCUUGAGUUUCCUGUCCCUGAAUGUGAUGUAAAACAUUUAAAAAUGAUGUUAUGGAUGAUAAGGAGGGGGUUUAUAAUUAGUGGGACACAAAAUCUAAUAUAUGAUCUGAGUUCAUGUGUGUUGUAUUGUUUUUCUUAGAUUUUAAUAUAAAACUGUUGUUAAAAUGUAUUAUGCAUGAUAUAGACACAUUUAUGUAUUUAUUCUCAGUUUGUAAAGUCAAAUGUGCAGAGGACAGUAUUUAAGAUGUAAUGCAUAUGUAAAUGUUUUCUGACUGACUGAAUGGAAACAGACUUUAGAAAUAAAAGUGAACAACUUUUC